Camelus dromedarius (Arabian camel) is the source of this 2969-nucleotide messenger RNA. It is a transcript of the gene EXT2, whose product is annotated as exostosin glycosyltransferase 2. Gene Ontology annotation, molecular function: glycosyltransferase activity. Gene Ontology annotation, cellular component: membrane. Lineage: Eukaryota; Metazoa; Chordata; Mammalia; Artiodactyla; Camelidae. The record is from RefSeq and is a predicted model, not a curated record. The transcript has 14 exons. The coding region runs from base 197 to 2353 and encodes 718 amino acids.
CGAGCCCAGUCGCCGGCCCCGCGCUCCCGGCUCGCUCCCGCAGACCCCGCGCCGGCGGCGGCCGCCGGCAGCUCCGCGAGAUUCCCGCUGGGUGGCUGUGGCCCGCGCCCCGCGGCAUGAGCAGGUGACCAAGCGCGGGGCCCAGCGGGAGGCAGCCGUGGCCGAGGAGAGUGAGGAGGAGGCUGUGUGUGUCAUUAUGUGUGCGUCAGUCAAGUACAACAUCCGGGGUCCUGCCCUCAUCCCGAGAAUGAAGACCAAGCACCGCAUCUACUACAUCACCCUCUUCUCCAUUGUGCUGCUGGGCCUCAUCGCCACGGGCAUGUUUCAGUUCUGGCCGCACUCCAUCGAGUCGUCGAGCGACUGGAGCGUGGAGAAGCGCAGCGUCCGCGACGUGCCGGUGGUGCGGCUGCCGGCCGACAGCCCCCUCCCCGAGCGCGGGGACCUCAGCUGCAGAAUGCACACGUGUUUCGACGUCUACCGCUGCGGCUUCAACCCGAAGAACAAGAUCAAGGUGUACAUCUACUCUCUGAAAAAGUACGUGGACGACGUUGGAGUCCCAGUCAGCAGCACCAUCUCCCGGGAGUACAACGAGCUGCUCACGGCCAUCUCAGACAGCGACUACUACACCGACGACAUCACCCGCGCCUGCCUCUUCGUCCCGUCCAUAGACGUGCUCAACCAGAACACGCUCCGCAUUAAGGAGACGGCGCAGGCGCUGGCCCAGCUCUCCAGGUGGGAUCGAGGUACAAAUCAUCUGCUGUUCAACAUGUUGCCAGGAGGCCCCCCAGAUUACAACACGGCUCUGGAUGUCCCCAGAGACAGGGCUCUGUUGGCUGGAGGUGGAUUUUCUACUUGGACUUACCGGCAAGGCUACGAUGUCAGCAUUCCUGUCUACAGUCCACUGUCCGCUGAGGUGGACCUUCCAGAGAAAGGACCAGGGCCGCGCCAGUACUUCCUCCUGUCAUCACAGACGGCUCUCCAUCCUGAGUACAGAGAGGACCUGGAAGCGCUCCAGGCCAAGCACGGAGAGUCAGUGUUGGUCCUGGACAAGUGCACCAACCUCUCCGAGGGUGGCCUGGCCGUGCGAAAGCGCUGCCACAAGCACCAGGUCUUCGACUACCCCCAGGUGCUGCAGGAGGCUACUUUCUGUGUGGUCCUUCGCGGAGCUCGGCUGGGCCAGGCGGUGCUGAGUGACGUGUUACGGGCCGGCUGUGUCCCAGUUAUCAUUGCUGACUCCUAUGUUUUGCCUUUCUCUGAAGUUCUUGACUGGAAGAGAGCAUCUGUGGUUGUGCCAGAAGAAAAGAUGUCAGAUGUGUACAGUAUCCUACAGAGCAUCCCCCAAAGGCAGAUUGAAGAAAUGCAGAGACAGGCACGGUGGUUCUGGGAAGCGUACUUCCAUUCAAUCAAAGCCAUUGCCCUGGCCACCUUGCAGAUCAUCAAUGACCGGAUCUAUCCGUAUGCUGCCAUCUCCUAUGAAGAAUGGAACGACCCCCCUGCCGUGAAGUGGGGCAGUGUGAGCAACCCACUCUUCCUCCCACUGAUCCCCCCACAGUCGCAAGGUUUCACAGCCAUCGUCCUCACCUACGACCGAGUGGAGAGUCUCUUCCGGGUCAUCACUGAAGUGUCCAAGGUGCCUAGUCUAUCCAAGCUGCUAGUCGUCUGGAAUAAUCAGAAUAAAAACCCUCCAGAAGAUUCUCUCUGGCCCAAAAUCCGAGUUCCGCUGAAAGUUGUGAGAACGGCUGAAAACAAGCUGAGUAACCGUUUCUUCCCGUAUGAUGAAAUCCAGACAGAGGCCGUCCUGGCCAUUGACGACGACAUCAUCAUGCUGACGUCUGAUGAGCUGCAGUUCGGCUACGAGGUCUGGCGGGAAUUUCCUGAUCGGUUGGUGGGUUACCCGGGUCGCCUGCAUCUCUGGGACCAUGAGAUGAAUAAGUGGAAGUAUGAGUCUGAGUGGACCAAUGAGGUGUCCAUGGUGCUCACGGGGGCUGCUUUUUAUCACAAGUAUUUUAAUUACCUGUAUACCUACAAGAUGCCUGGGGACAUCAAGAACUGGGUGGAUGCUCAUAUGAAUUGUGAAGACAUUGCCAUGAAUUUCCUGGUGGCUAAUGUCACGGGGAAAGCUGUCAUCAAGGUAACACCACGGAAGAAAUUCAAGUGUCCCGAGUGCACGGCCAUUGAUGGGCUUUCACUAGACCAGACGCACAUGGUGGAGAGGUCCGAGUGCAUCAACAAGUUUGCUUCAGUCUUCGGGACAAUGCCUCUGAAGGUGGUGGAGCACCGCGCUGACCCCGUCCUGUACAAGGACGACUUUCCUGAGAAACUGAAGAGCUUCCCCAACAUCGGCAGCUUAUGAAACAUGCCCCUGUUGGAGGGCUAAAUGCCAAUCCUGGACAGAGGAAGAGAGUGCAGGCCCCCUCUCUGACACCCGGAUUUUAGAGUGGGAGAUUGGCAUAGCCCCACCAGGCCUGCUUUCCUAAGAGCAGGAGCCUGGAGAGAGCAUCUGAGCACCUCGAGCCGUGCAUCCUCUGUGCUAGAGUUUCUGAUGCUCUCAUCAGGUUCUCUCUGAAAACGCCAGAUGGAAGCCUUGUGGCCGGCUCCAGGGUGAGGCCAGCCCAGGCGUCCUUUGUUUGCAGGUGCACUGUAACAGUCUGAAAGGAGACUUCGCAGGCUGUAAGACCGCCGAGAAGAGAAACCUCCCAGCCCAUUUUAGAUUUUGGGAAUCAUGUAAGAGUUACCUGUUUCUUACUUUUCCUUAUUUAAAUCAGUAAAUUCUUUGGAGGAAAAGCCAAGCCCAGAAUUUGGUCCAAAAUCCAAACACCUUAGCAGCAUUUGAUACGCACCUUGGGACCUGGGGCUCUGGCCUCACGCAGAGGAAGAGCCCCAGCUGCUAAGUUGGGAUCCUAUCAGUUCCACGAACUAUUCCUUAUUGGUUUGGCUUUUUGAUAUGAUUAAAACUAUUUUUUAUUCCA